This is a messenger RNA of Drosophila navojoa, 1127 nucleotides long. RefSeq names its product Tetraspanin 33B (gene Tsp33B). NCBI's taxonomy places the organism in Eukaryota, Metazoa, Arthropoda, Insecta, Diptera, Drosophilidae. The record is from RefSeq and is a predicted model, not a curated record. Gene Ontology annotation, cellular component: membrane.
CAAAUGAAAAGCCGAGUAUAAAUUUCUGGCCCGUACGCAUUUGAAAAAUGCUAAAAACCAAAACACCAAACAGCAUCUGAUAAAGAUGACCAAAUGCGCCAACCUUUUCGUAGAGCAUCUAUAUAUGUAGCGCUUCUGUUAAUACUCGAGGCUCUAACCGGACUGCUGAUUAUCAUCGCUACUGGCAUCUACCAACUAAACCUGUCCAGCUUCUUGGACGAUCUGGAUCAGCGCAUGUUAUUCAGCUUUCUACUCAACAUCUAUAUCUUUGGAGCACAGGUGGCCGUGACGUUCCUCUGCAGCCACUCACUGUGGAAUCGCCUGUGGAAGAGGCGGUGCACGCCCAACGUUCGUCUGAUGAUCUCCGUUUGGCUGUUCUACUCUUGUGUGCUGAUCGCCUCGGGCUUUGGUACCGUGUGGAACAUUUACUACAACAUUGAUGUACUGGAAAACGCGGCGGAGAGCUCGCUGCUGCGCGGCAUCGACGAGUAUUACACUUCGCCGGAGUGGAAACUCCUUUGGGACGGACUGCAGUUGCGCAGGCAAUGCUGCGGCGUCAACAGCUACAAGGACUGGAUGGGGGCCGAAUGGAUGCCCCGUCAGCUGGUCAACAGCUCGUGCCGCAAUCGAGUUGUGCUCGCGCCCAUCGCUUGCACCAAGCGCGAUUGUGAGGCGAAGCUAAUCAACCACGAAGAUUACGGACAGCACCGACGGACGCCAGUGCCCACGUUGACCCUCGAAUCCAUCAACACGAAUGGGUGCCUCGCUCUGUUCUCGCAGGGAUUGAUGCGUUAUUUCUACAUACUGCUCGGGCUAUCGCUGUCGGCCCUUAAGUUUCUGAUAUUUUUAUGUUGCUUCACCAAGUACACUCUACACCGCCAAAAUGUGGGCGAUGGCUGCGAUAAUGUAGGCCUCACCGAUGAGGAUGGCCGUCCCCUGGUCAUGGUCAAAUACCCUAGGAAUGUGCGUUGCGUUACUGUCAGCGAGGAUGAUCUCGCAUCCGAUAUGGCACCGGAGCCGGCCUAUUGCAAUUGCGAAGAAGUGGGCGAAACAUGCGAUUACUGCGACGGUUAGUCUUACUGUUUCAUAUACAUAUAUGAUAUAUCGUAUAUAUUUUAUAUAUUUCU